AAGCUCUUGAAAACAGAGGCGCCGGCUCACCGCGGCUCACACCGCCCUGCGCCAGCGCCACGCAGAGUCCCCGCCUGUCACCUGACACAGCCAGCCCAGUCCGCCCGCAGACCAGCGCCAUGAAGGUCCAGCUAGUGCUCGCUCUGGCCGUCCUGGCCUCGUCGACGUUCGCCGCGGAGGAGGAAGCUAUGAAGAAGGAGGCGCUUGAGAUCAGGGGCAAGUGCCUUGCCGAUCUGAAGGGCACUGACGAGGAUUUAAAAGAAAUUGAAGAGAAACAUGAGGUCAGCACCGAUUUCGCCAAAAAAAUGACGCUGUGUGUUUUCCGCGCCUACAAGAUUAUCGACGACAAAAACAAGUUUUCUAAAGAUAACGUCGUAGAGGUGGCCAAGAAGGCAUUUGAUGGAAAGCCCAAGCAAGAGGACAUGCUGAAAACUGCACAGGAAAUAGCGGAGGCCUGUGACAAAGAAGUUGGUGCGCUAGAGGGACCUGCUGAAGAGACCGCCAAGUCCGUCUACGACUGCCUGAAAAAGAACGUGAUUGAGAAGUCAUCGGGUCAGCGCUAUGGGUUUGGCGGCGGCCCACUGUGAGGACGAUGUUGGAACUUUUUUCUCGAACACCGUUUGGACAGGGAAGCAGGGUUAUUGGUUGGCCUCUGUGGUCCUAGUCGGGGCCAGCUUGACGUGAGUCUGGCCCGGGCUUGCCGGCCGCGAACCGGAAAGCACGCGAGGCGUGAACAGCGCACGGGUUUUCACUCGCUGUCUCUUUUGCGCGCACCGUGGUGUUCGGGCGGGAAACAAGGACAGCAUGACUUGUCGUGGCGUGCGUGCAAUGGCAGCUCUCGUGCCCAUCUGACCCUCUGCAGAUGAGUUUUGAAUCUACAUUGAAAUAAAAACCAUGAUCUAUUUUCA
Frankliniella occidentalis (western flower thrips) is the source of this 908-nucleotide messenger RNA. RefSeq lists its product as uncharacterized. The coding region runs from base 120 to 587 and encodes 155 amino acids. The record is from RefSeq and is a predicted model, not a curated record. Gene Ontology annotation, biological process: sensory perception of smell. Lineage: Eukaryota; Metazoa; Arthropoda; Insecta; Thysanoptera; Thripidae. Gene Ontology annotation, molecular function: odorant binding. The transcript is spliced from 7 exons.